Molecule: messenger RNA, 970 nt
Organism: Stereum hirsutum FP-91666 SS1
Lineage: Eukaryota; Fungi; Basidiomycota; Agaricomycetes; Russulales; Stereaceae
Product: chlorocatechol-degradation protein
Exons: 7
Coding region: 70-819 (249 amino acids)
Molecular function (GO): hydrolase activity
Source: RefSeq, a predicted model, not a curated record
CCCCAUCGACGCUUCCCACCAGACGACGCUGUAAAUCACCACUAACACCAGCACAAAGGACGUAUCGAGAUGAGCUUCUGCAAGCACUGCAUCGAGGGUGUUGUUCAUGAGGGCGAGACCACUGGUACUAUCGAGACCAUUGGAGGGGUCAGGACAUAUAUCGCCACCCCAUCGCAAGACUUCCCUAAGGACAAAGCCGUGCUCAUCCUCACUGAUGUAUUUGGCCUUGAGCUGAACAACAACCGUUUGCUCGCCGAUGCGUACGCGAAGAAUGGCUUCAAGGUCUUCAUGCCUGACUUGUUCGAUGGUGACUCCGUCGCAGCCGAUGCUCUCAAUCCAGGGUCAAACUUCGACCUUAUGGAGUGGUUUGGACGCCACGGACCCCAGAUCAUCACACCUAUAAUCGACAACGUCAUUGCUGCCGCUAAUGAGCAAGGUUUCAAGAUCUUCGCAGGUGUUGGUUAUUGCUUUGGAGCUCGCUACGUCUUCAACCUCGCGUUCGAAAACAAGAUCUCUGUCUCCGUGACCGCCCACCCAACAAUGAUUCAGGUCGAAGAUCUCCAGAAAUACUUGGAAGUCUCGAAAGCUCCUCUCCUCAUCAACUCUUGCACGACGGACCCUCAAUUCCCUCCGGAGAAGAUCGAGGCGGCGGAUAGGAUUUUGGGCGGUGGGAAGUUCGCACCUGGGUAUGAGAGGGUGCACUGGGAAGGAUGUACGCACGGGUUUGCGGUCAGGGGCGAUAUCUCCGACCCUAAGAUCAAGGCGUCAAAGGAGGGAUGCUUCAAGAAAUGUGUUGAGUUCUUGAUCGCCAAGCUCUAACUAGGAGCUCGCAGCCGUUGGUAAAAGGAGAGAGGCAGAUAUCCGGGAAGGCUAACGCGUGACCACUAUUAGUCCAUACGAUUAAGAGAAGUAUUUGUUCCGUAUGUAAGAGGGUAGAUAUAUGCAUUGCAUCAUCCAGAUGUUCACGGGC